UGCCACACAGCGCCUUCCCGGCCGGCUCCAGGGCGGGCCGGGUCCCAGUGCAGCCGCCCUGCAGGCCUCCCCUCCGCCCUUCAUGUCCUGAAAGCAUUCGACUGGAGGUGCGGGCGGUGCCCUCCCCACGGCAGCUUGCGGGUGUCAGGCCUUCAAGUUGGAGACCCCUAAGGACGACCGCUCCCACUGGCCCUGCCGACCCUGUGCCUCGGACGGCUGUUCUCAGUGAAGGACCUUGCACUCGCUACUGAGUAGCGACCAUGGGCCUGCUCGCCUUCCUGAAGACCCAGUUUGUCGUGCACCUCCUCAUCGGCUUCGUCUUCGUGGUGAGCGGGCUGAUCAUCAACUUCAUCCAGCUAUGCACACUCGUCCUCUGGCCCGUGAACAAGCAGCUUUACCGCCGGCUCAACUGCCGCCUGGCCUACUCCCUCUGGAGCCAGCUGGUCAUGCUCCUGGAGUGGUGGUCCCGCACGGAGUGCACGCUGUUCACCGACCAGGCCACGGUGCGCCGCCUGGGGAAGGAGCACGCGGUCAUCAUCCUCAAUCACAACUUCGAGAUCGACUUCCUGUGCGGCUGGACCAUGUGUGAGCGGUUUGGCGUGCUGGGGAGCUCCAAGGUGCUGGCCAAGAGGGAGCUGCUGUGCGUGCCGGUCAUCGGCUGGACGUGGUACUUCCUGGAGAUCGUGUUCUGCAGGCGCCGGUGGGAGGAGGACCGCGACACGGUGGUGCGGGGGCUGCAGCGCCUGGCCGACUACCCCGAGUACAUGUGGUUUCUCCUGUACUGUGAGGGGACACGCUUCACGGAGCAGAAGCACCGCGUCAGCAUGGAGGUGGCCGUCUCCAAGGGGCUGCCGGUCCUCAAGUACCACCUGCUCCCUCGGACCAAGGGCUUCACCACCGCGGUCCAGUGCCUGCGUGGGACAGUUGCAGCCGUCUACGAUGUCACUCUGAACUUCCGGGGGAACAAGAACCCAUCCUUGCUGGGGAUCCUGUACGGGAAGAAGUACGAGGCGGACAUGUGUGUGAGGAGGUUUCCUCUGGAAGAGAUCCCGCUGGAUGAAAAGGAAGCGGCUCAGUGGCUCCAUAAACUGUACCAGGAGAAGGACGCGCUGCAGGAGAUGUACAGCCAGGAGGGCGUGUUUCCGGGCCAGCAGUUCCAGCCGGCCCGGCGGCCGUGGACGCUCCUGAACUUCCUCUUCUGGGCCACGGUUCUCCUGUCCCCUCUGCUCAGCUUCGCCGUGGGCGUCUUUGCCAGCGGCUCCCCGCUCUCGAUCCUGACCUUCCUGGGCUUCGUCGGGGCAGCUUCUUUCGGAGUCCGCCGGCUCAUAGGAGUAACUGAAAUAGAAAAAGGCUCCAGCUACGGAAACCAAGAAUUUAAGAAAAAGGAAUAAUUAAUGGCUGUGAUUGACACACGUAACCUGAUGGUGGUAUCCGAUUAACUCGAUUAAAAACAGAACAACACACAGAGCGGAAAAAAAGACACUUAGAAACUAUUUUUCUUAUUAACUGGUGACUAAUAUUAACCAAUAAACUUGAGCCAAGAGUAAAGAGAUCGAAGGCCUGGCCUGCCAGCUGGAGCCGGCCACAGCGCACCCGCGGGCCCCAGGCACGGAGGGCCGCGUCUGCUGGGGGGGCGGCCCCCGGGGUGCCAGGUGUCACCCGACGCCGUCUCCCCAGGCCUCUGCGGCCACAGAGAGCCUCUGAUGCGCUCUCUCCUGGCACCGUUAAACUUAGGUCCCGUUUUUGUUUUCUGUCUGCGGUUUUGGGAACUCGCCUGAGCCCCGAGCCCCUUCCCUGCGUCCCCAGCAAACUCCCUUCACGGCUCUUUCCCAGUCCUUCCGGGAACGGAUGUCACAGGUCCCUGGCCCCCAAGGUGGCCCGCGCCUUCGCUUCCUGAGGGUGGAGGUAGGGACCCCGUGGAGUAAACUCUCUUGGUGAAAAGCACACACUGGGGUGUCACAGGAGUCUGGAGCCCUGCGCGGCUGGCUGCAGGCAAACGCCCCACCCCGUGUCCCACCCGACCCGGGGCGUAAAUACCUGAGGACGCGGUGACCGUAGAGUCCUCCCCAUGCCCACAGCUCCCUGCACAGUCCUUUCUCCCUGGGCCGUCGACCUGCUGGGAGCUGGGGAGGCCACGCUGGGCUGGGGCCCUCUCUGCUAGCCGCCGGGAGUAUGCGGAGAGAGACCUCUGCCUGACUCCCCCAGAACGCCUGGAAGGUCCCUAAAAAGCAAUGUCACCGCCAAACCUUUGUUUUCUAAAGGUGGUUGGAUCCUGUUGGCUCAGAGCUCGUUGGCUUGUAGAGACUUUAUUUUUAGGGUUGAUCUGCUGAUGGCUCUCAGCUCCCUGAAGGAAAGGAGGUGGUGAGCUGCCCUUCUCCCGGCCCCCCCUUCCCCUGAGCGGCACAUGCGUCCCGGGGGAGGGCCUGCCGCUCCGCCUGCCCGGGCCCAGCGGGCAGCCAGCUCCUCCUCCGCUCCUCCGAGGAUCCCGACAGCCUGUCCUUAGGUCCUGGCAGCGUCCCUUUGGGCCACAGCCCUAGCGGGAGGCGUUUAUGUGCAGGCGGAGGCGUGUUCAGUGCACCAUGGGUGUCCCGGCUGGACGCUGUGGGGACAGGAGGACUGGGGACGGAGGCCACCCCCCAAUCCCCGCAGGGCUCAGCUGAAUCAUUUCACUGUGAAGCCCCCUGCAUCAGACUUUCUUCUCAGACUUUGGUUUUUUAGUCACAUUGCCCUCAUCUUUCCUAGCAAGGGGAAGGGAAGUCGUAGGUGUUCUGCCCGCUGCACUGAAACCAGCAUUCUGGACAGAGGCAGGUUAAGUUUCCCAGGAAAGCCAAUGGUGGAAAGAGGCGUGGGAAAAAUUAUAAACUCAUUGGAAAAAUAAUUACGCGUUGGCCCUAAGUAUGUAUUUUGGGAAGAUUUUUUGGGACGACAUAAAUUCUUUGUAACGAUGACA
Molecule: messenger RNA, 2950 nt
Organism: Pteropus alecto (black flying fox)
Lineage: Eukaryota; Metazoa; Chordata; Mammalia; Chiroptera; Pteropodidae
Gene: AGPAT3
Product: 1-acylglycerol-3-phosphate O-acyltransferase 3
Exons: 10
Coding region: 261-1391 (376 amino acids)
Cellular component (GO): endomembrane system; endoplasmic reticulum
Molecular function (GO): 1-acylglycerol-3-phosphate O-acyltransferase activity
Source: RefSeq, a predicted model, not a curated record